AUGCUGCCGUUUGACAAGCUCAUGACGGAGAAGACGGACGGUCUGAAGUGUACAGUCGAGAGCAUUGGCGUGUUUGCCAAGGAAGUGUUGGUCAAGAUUAAGAGUGUGGCACUGGUCUGGCCUAGAGUAGCGCCUUAUCAAGAGACGCCACGGCACUCGACAUCUUCUGCGGCUGUCGAAGAGGUGCCUAAAAAAUUGGUGGUGGCUUCAAGCAAUUGCGAGUGGUCCUAG
This is a messenger RNA of Peronospora matthiolae, 231 nucleotides long. NCBI's taxonomy places the organism in Eukaryota, Oomycota, Peronosporomycetes, Peronosporales, Peronosporaceae. The record is from the annotation of a GenBank genome assembly.